AUGUCAUAUUUAAAAGGUCUUAUUGCGAGACUUACUUACCCUGCAUUACGCACCUUUCCACCAAGAGACCUUUUCCUAAUGUCACAAAAAAGAAAAACAAAAAUAGUCAAGCCUACGCACAAUCUUUUCUCCCCUUCAGCAUAUGGUCUCAUUGCGAGAAUUUCUCGACCUGAAUUGUUUACCUCUCAACAAAGAACUCUACCUUUAACUUUGCAAAGAAGAACCAACAUAACCAUUCCGCCCAAUUACUUAGAAAGGUAUAAUAGAUACCAUUCUUCUCAUAACAACAGAGGAACCCAAGACGUUCGAGACUGGUGCGUUCAGGAAGUAAAUGAGUUCUUGCAAAUUCGGUUGGAAGAAAAAUGGACGCCACGAGAGACGAAAAUUUUCGAAAAAAACAAGAUAACAGGUUCAAUCUUUUUAGACUUAACCGUUGAAAAGAUGAACUUAUUGAAAAUUCCAUUGGCACUUGCAUUUGAAAUAUACAAAUUGAAGAAAGGAAUACGUCAAAAAAGAAUUUUUAUUCAGCAAUAUGACGAUAAAGGUUAUCCAUUACCAAAUUUUGAUAGUUUUACUAUUGAUUGUCAAGAAAACUUUGAAAUGGUUUUAAGACGAUCCAAUGCAAUGGGAUUAGAAUUAAUUAAAAAUCAUUUUAAUGAGAAUAUCAAUGAUCACAUCCCAAACCUUAUUACAUCCUUCGAGGAUCUUAUUGCUGAUCAAGAGUACCGUUAUGAUGCUAUCCAUAGGUUUAGGAAGAAAUGGUGCUGA
Funneliformis geosporum is the source of this 768-nucleotide messenger RNA. The record is from the annotation of a GenBank genome assembly. NCBI's taxonomy places the organism in Eukaryota, Fungi, Glomeromycota, Glomeromycetes, Glomerales, Glomeraceae.